GUGUUAUUAACUUUUGGCUGUUGUGCGAUGGAUUCGACUGACCCGAUAUACUCUCCUUUUUUCGGUGUAAUCGGCGCCGUUUCUGCAGUAGUAUUUUGUUGUAAGUCUGAGAUUUCUCUUUUUUAUAUCAGGCUUGGGCGCUGCUUAUGGGACGGCCAAGUCCGGAGCAGGUAUCUGCUCAAUGGGAGUGAUGAGACCUGAAUUAAUUAUAAAGUCAAUUAUCCCAGUUGUCAUGGCUGGUAUAAUUGCAAUUUAUGGUCUCGUCGUAGCAGUUCUUAUAGUUCAACGUGGUCAGGACUUGAAGAAACUCGACGUGUCUCUUAAUCAGCUCGGUGCUGGCCUAAGUGUAGGGCUUAGUGGUCUUGGUGCAGGUUUUGCCAUUGGGAUAGUUGGUGAUGCUGGCGUACGUGGCACAGCUCAACAAUCCAGGCUAUUCGUAGGGAUGGUGCUCAUCCUAAUUUUCGCCGAAGUCCUUGGUCUUUACGGAUUAAUUGUCGCUCUUAUUUUGUCUACAAAGUAAAUUUCCUUACCUCAACUACUCUACUUACCCUGCUCUCUCAUACUAAUCAAUUAUGUCGAAACCUAUUCUUUUGACAUACUUAUCAAUAUAACAUUAAUUUUAUGUCGUCUGUGAAACUAAUCCAAUGACCUCGCUGAGAAUUACACUCAGUGGUGAUAUUCAUUUAUCCUUCUACUUAACCGAUCAGCCCAUUCCAAAUCAUGUACGUCCAGCCGAAUCCAAUUUUUCUCAUAUAUUGGACGUGGUUAGUACAUUUUGAUUAUCAUCUUUUUCUAAGUGAUAUAAAACUGCAAAUCAGCAAGCUGUUUGUCAUGUGUUUUAUCUGUGACGUUUGAAUGCAUAUUUUAUUUUGAGUUAGCCUAAUUUAUUGCUGGAUACAUGCAUAAUACUUUUUCUUUGUGGUUAUUGUCUUUUUGUAUGUUAAGUCGAUCCAGUUAUACCAAAUAUAGAGUUUUCCUAUCACUGAGUUACUCGUGUAUCAACCAAGACUUCAGAUAGGCUUCGAUAUACUUCACAGUCUAUUUCGAACUGUUACUAUGAGUAUUUAGUCUGCAAACAAUGAGUUCGUAGUCGUGGUAUGACUAUCUAGUCUUCAGCUAGUCAAGGUAAGAUUCGAGUAGAUCCUGGCAAAUUCUAAGGGUUACUUCGCUACAGUCAUUUAGUAGAUAGUUCGGCUAAUUCAGGGUCUGUUUGUCCUGUUUAAUGUCCCAAUCAUAGAACGCUUACAAAAGUGCACUUGAUUUAUCUUCGUCUAUGCGUGGCAACUUUGUUAUGUACCGUCCAAAAUUACUUUCAGUUAGGCUCAAAAUUCGUAUUGCCAAUUAACCAUGUCCCUUAGUUACUCAUCCAUAUAUUGUUCAAACUCCUUUAUAUAAAUACAUUCAACAUGGUAGCGAUUUAAGUCUUUUGGUAUUGGAUCGCUAGAUUACAAGAUUUAGUAUCACUAUAUUCGUUGCCCUGAUGAUGGUGAACGGCUCGAAUUAAAGUUUCGAUUCAAGGGUUUGUUAGUGGCUGUACUUAACGUCAAUCUAUUUAAAAGGACGAGCUCAUCUUUUGAUUUACCGACUUAAUCAUAUCGCGUUUUCUGAGUCUCUUCAGUUUCACGAAGAUCCGACAAGUUUUUCAGAGGUGUAUCUGUUCUAGACGAAGUUGUAUAACUGUUGCACUCAUUUAACUUCAACGAACCAAUCCUAGUUGUUUCAAUUUUGUAUUUUAUUUCCCUUAUGAUACCUACGGAGUGCUAUUUUACUGUAAACCACCUAUGUGCAGUAGGCGUCUGGUGUAUAUAAUCGGUUACAUCCUGAACUAGCCAUUUGUUGGAUCUCUUAUGUGCGCUCGUUGCUCGACCAGACAGAUCACGGAUAAAUAUGGGUGCCUUGUCAUCCAGUUUAAGUAUUUUGAUCGGUUUGAUUGCUCAAAGUGAUCACCUUAUUUAUCCCGAGAGUUCCAGUAGACAUGAUGUGACAGACACAGAAACUACUUUGUCACUAGCUAAAUGCCGAUGUCGAGUGUGACAUUACGGUUCAAUACACACUCGUCCCAAUACACGAUGGUCAUGACAAUAUGGGGACCUAGAUAUUUUUGUCCAACUAUGGUCUUGCUUACUAUCUGCUCCUCUCGCCACUUACCAAACUCACUCUUAUAUUCCGGGACUUCCUUGUGUGCUAGAACGUUAGUAAAAGUCAGAUUUCCUAGUUACGGUCUGCGUGAUUAUUGUGACCGGUCAUCAGUGACGACAUAUGAUUCGAAAUUAAUUCGUCCUCUAUUAGUCGUACUUUGUUGAUUGUCAUAUGAAUUUCACUUCGUUUUACUAAUGAGAUUGGACGUAUGCUCGGAGUCCUACUCUGUUUAUGACUGUCUGACCCGACCGUUGCUGAUACCUUGACGUAGUGGUCGGGCUUGCCUAUCGUGAUGAACUAAUAGAGCUAUACUGGCUGGAACAAUCGUUCCUCAAGGUCCUACCAUGCCAGACAGGUCGGUUGAAGAGCGGUAAGACUAAAAGCAGCAAACCCA
Schistosoma rodhaini is the source of this 2533-nucleotide messenger RNA. Lineage: Eukaryota; Metazoa; Platyhelminthes; Trematoda; Strigeidida; Schistosomatidae. The record is from the annotation of a GenBank genome assembly.